CCCACCCAUUCAGUGUAAUGGCCUGGUGAGGUCUGCUUCCUGCUUUUCGCUGUGGAGCAGGUGGCAGCCUGGCCAUGCACAGGACCUCGUGCUGGCGCUGGCUGCAGGUGACCUGUACUUGGUGAGAUGAGUGAUUCGGAAGAUGAGGAUACUCCCCAGCUUUCUUCCCACGCCUUAGCAGCUCUCCAGGAGUUUUAUGCUGAGCAGAAGCAACACACUGAACCAUGUGAGGAAGACAAAUACAAUAUUGGAAUAAUAGAUGAGAACUGGCAGUUGAGCCAGUUCUGGUACAGCCAGGAAACAGCCUUGCGGCUUGCACAGGAAGCCAUUACUGCUGCUGGGGAAGGUGGCAGAAUAGCCUGUGUGAGUGCACCCAGCGUGUACCAGAAACUCAGAGCACUGCACAGACAAGACUUCUCUGUGUAUAUCUUUGAAUACGACAGAAGAUUUGCCAUGUAUGGGGAGGAAUUUAUCUUCUAUGAUUAUAAUCACCCACUGGAUUUGCCUGAAAAAAUUGCUGCACACAGUUUUGAUAUUGUUGUGGCGGAUCCUCCAUAUCUUUCUGAAGAAUGCCUCAAGAAGACCUCAGAAACCAUCCAGUACCUGACACGGGGCAAAGUCCUCCUGUGCACAGGUGCCACCAUGGAAGGACAAGCCGCAGAGCUCCUGGGAGUGAAGAUGUGCAAGUUUAUUCCAAAACACACCCGGAACUUGGCAAAUGAGUUUCGCUGUUAUGUGAAUUAUGAUUCGGGACUGAACUGUGAGACCUAAAUACAGAUAGCAAUAGGUUUUCUUAUUAUUUCUCUUUAUUUUCUUUCUAUUGAAAAGUUAUAACUUCUUCCCUCACCCUACCCCAAACUGGGGCUAUCCUUGCCUAAUUUUCAAAAAUUAAAUAGAACUUUUCAGCUGA
Molecule: messenger RNA, 910 nt
Organism: Dipodomys spectabilis (banner-tailed kangaroo rat)
Lineage: Eukaryota; Metazoa; Chordata; Mammalia; Rodentia; Heteromyidae
Gene: Eef1akmt1
Product: EEF1A lysine methyltransferase 1
Exons: 5
Coding region: 127-771 (214 amino acids)
Biological process (GO): methylation
Molecular function (GO): protein-lysine N-methyltransferase activity; nucleic acid binding
Source: RefSeq, a predicted model, not a curated record